GCCGUUUCAAAGCAGGUUUUCACGCGUCGACAAUCAAUGCUUCUGCUCUUGAACCGCGACGACGAGUCCUCCUCGUACACUGAAUUGCCAAUCACGAGCGGAGCCACCCCUAAACUCCCUCCACUAGCGUCACUUCAGCAAACCACGCGUCUAGGAUGCCAUCAAGUGCCGCUGCUGCGCCUGCAAAAACCUCAGUACGGACACGUCUACCACACGUCCCUCCAGCGCACGUUUAAAGUCGUGCUGGAUGACCAGUUGCAAGUGGACUGGCGCGGCACGUUCAUUUGCUUUGGCUACGACGAGGGCAGUGUGUUCGCCGCGUUGUGUGGCCGCCGCAAGGGGCGUUGGCGUCACGAAGAAGUGCGAUACGCUGCAUAUUGGCUCGAGAGAUUGCAUGGAGGCGCCAGUCGUCAGUCCACCCGCGCCGCCCUAGCAGCUGCUUUGCACAGCGACGAAAUGCGCGUGCUCAAGAAGCUGCACAAUUGCCCCGUCUUAACCAGCAUGGCAAAGUCGUCAAGCGGACAAUCAUCCGACUCGUACGAGUCGCUGCGUGUGGGGUUUUUGAAAGCGACACAGUUGGAGGCGUUGCUUGCGAUUCGACCCCACCUGGGUUACUUGAUAGCCAUGGCGCCUUCCGUGCGAUGAUUGGUGUUUCUGCGUGUAACGUUAUCAGUAGGAAGGGGGGAAGCUCCAAGCAAUAGAUUACCCUUUUUAGCACCACAUGAACCAAUGUUGGUGGUGGC
Aphanomyces astaci is the source of this 743-nucleotide messenger RNA. RefSeq lists its product as hypothetical. The transcript has a single exon. The record is from RefSeq and is a predicted model, not a curated record. The coding region runs from base 37 to 645 and encodes 202 amino acids. Lineage: Eukaryota; Oomycota; Saprolegniomycetes; Saprolegniales; Verrucalvaceae.